Messenger RNA from Pseudo-nitzschia multistriata, 1329 nucleotides. NCBI's taxonomy places the organism in Eukaryota, Bacillariophyta, Bacillariophyceae, Bacillariales, Bacillariaceae. The record is from the annotation of a GenBank genome assembly.
ACUCCCCAGAAAAAGGGUAAGAGGGACAAACCGUCCGUUCCGGUGUGAGCAUCACCAGCUUUGUUCCMGUGGAACGAUUUCUACCAUCGAACAAGCUCUUGGCGGCAAGUAGUUGUUGCAUUGUUUCGUUUGUUUAUUAAUUCCGUCUCUGUUCCUUUUUUCCCUCCCUGUCGUUGCACUCUGUAAGCAGGGCGUCGCACCGCAGAGCACAGAAACGAAACGAAACGCAAACCUCGGAACCAAUGACCGACACGGAUCGACGGGAACCACCGGCGUCCCGGCAAGGGAUGCCAGCCACGCCGCAGCCGGGCUCGCCGCGCGGAAGACGCCGACCACAGGCACCGGUGAAUCUGCUUCUCCUCGGCGUCGGCGUGCUGCUGCUUUCGCUGUGCGAUGGCUUCGUCCCCGCCCUCGGACGAACCGCACCCCGCGGGCCGUGGGGGGCACCACCGACCGAGGUUUCGAUGGUGAACGACUACGACCUCCGCGAUCCCGACAUGGUGGAACUGAUGAUGGGGGGCGUCCGGUACGAGAACGUUCCACUCCCGGACUCGAUGCUCGACACGACCCUCUUCGUGGGGAACCUCUGCGAGUUCGUCAGGGAUGAGGAUCUCUCCGAGAAGUUCCGCUCCGUCACCAACCUGCAGUCGCUCCCGGCCUGCGUGGCGCGGAGGCCCAACAGCCAGUCCCUGCGGUACGGCUUUGUGGCCUUUCCAACGGUGGAAGAAAAAGAGGUGCGUCCGGGUGCCUGGCCGAGACCGGUACACGACACGAUGGCAUGGCAUGGCAUGGCACGAUAGAACCCUGUUUUGCGCGAGAGGUGUGCACUGGACUUUUUUUUUUCUCACAUUUUUUUUCGCCCGAAUGAUUUCCGCCGCAUCGUGCCUCGUCUCCUUUCCGAUUGCAAACGCACCAAUGCAGGAAGCGAUCAUUCGCUUCCACGGGGUCGAGUUCCAGGGCCGACGGCUCAAGGUGGAGAACAUCCUGGACCAUCCCAGCAAGGGAAGGGUCAAUGUUCCCGAAAAACUGGUCACGUACGUUUUGGGGGCUGCCAAAAAGACGCCGCGGGGGAAGAACGACUUUAGCCUGAGAAAGACCUCCAACCCUUCCAAGAGCAAGCGGAGGCAUAACGGCGGCGGAAGGCACUCCGCGAACAGCAGCUACGGCAACGGAAAAAGCGGAAGCCACAACGGAAAAACCCAGGGUGGACGAAAAGGGGAUCGCAAACAAAAGCGAGCCAAUGUCAAGAAGAGGAGGAGGAGRGAGCGCGACCGAGAUUUUUUCUUCUGACAACCGUCCCUAGGUUCGCGCCGGGUGCCUACUUUUCAC